Molecule: messenger RNA, 2274 nt
Organism: Aspergillus clavatus NRRL 1
Lineage: Eukaryota; Fungi; Ascomycota; Eurotiomycetes; Eurotiales; Aspergillaceae
Product: putative sugar hydrolase
Exons: 6
Coding region: 1-2274 (757 amino acids)
Biological process (GO): carbohydrate metabolic process
Molecular function (GO): carbohydrate binding; hydrolase activity, hydrolyzing O-glycosyl compounds
Source: RefSeq, a predicted model, not a curated record
AUGAAGUUCACAGAGGGCAUGUGGCUCCUUCGGGAGGGCAUCCGCAUCGACUGGAUGAAUAACGUCGAAAGACUCAGCGUGCAGAAUGAAUCGGGAUCCGUCGAUCUGCUGCUCAACAAGCACCAGCGACACCGCGGCGACACGCUGAACUCGGCGACUGUAUCCGCGCGCGUCACAUCGCCUCUGGAGGGCAUCAUUGGCGUCAAGCUCGUGCACUGGGCCGGACAGGUCGACAAAGGCCCGCAUUACCACCUCAGCACGGCUACGGGCCACGCCCAGAUCACCCACACGCCGCACGAGACACUCCGCUACACCAGCGGCGCGCUGGAGCUGAGCAUCAACACGGCGGCGAACGAGCUCUCGUUCGUGUUCGCGGACGCCCAGGGCAAGCUGACGGGCCACUCGUGGCGGUCGAUUGGGUACGUCGGCGACCAGACGACGGAGAAGUCGCGGUGGGACGACGGCGUCUUCUUCGAGCGCCAGGGGUAUAUGCUGGCGGGGCUGGACCUGGGCGUGGGCGAGAAGCUGUACGGGCUUGGGGAGCGGUUCGGCCCGUUCGUGAAGAACGGGCAGCGGGUGGAUAUCUGGAACGAGGACGGGGGCACCUCGUCCGAGCUGGCGUACAAGAAUAUCCCGUUCUACAUCAGCUCGAAGGGGUAUGGCGUUUUCGUGAAUCACCCCGGCAAGGUCAGCCUGGAGCUGCAGUCGGAGCGCACGACCCGCGUCAAUAUCUCGCUGCCCGGCGAGGAGCUGGAGUACUUUGUCGUGUAUGGCCGCACGCCCAAGGAGAUUGUGGGACGGUAUACGGCGCUGACGGGGCGGCCGAGCCUGGUGCCGUCGUGGAGUUAUAACCUGUGGUUGACGACGAGCUUCACGACCAACUACGACGAACAGACCGUCACUGGCUUCCUGGAUGGCUUCCGCGACCGCGACAUCCCCCUGGGCGUGUUCCACUUCGACUGCUUCUGGAUGAAGUCGUACCAAUGGUGCGACUUCGAGUUCGACGCCGACAUGUUCCCCGACGCCGGCGGGUACCUGGCCCGGCUCAAGGAGCGCGGCCUGCGCAUCAGUGUCUGGAUCAACCCGUACGUGGGCCAGGCGUCGCCUCUGUUCCAGGAGGGCAAGGACAAGGGGUAUUUCAUCAAGCGCACCGACGGCUCCGUCUGGCAAUGGGACCUCUGGCAAGCCGGCAUGGCCAUCAUCGACUUCACCAACCCAGCCGCGUGCACCUGGUUCGCCGCGCACCUCACCCGCCUCAUGGACCUGGGCGUCGACUCCUUCAAAACCGACUUCGGCGAACGCAUCCCCCACCGCAACAUCCAGUACCACGACGGCUCCGACCCCACCCGCAUGCACAACUACUACACGCUGCUCUUCAACCGGCUCGUCUACGAGACCAUGAGCGCGCGCUACGGCCGCUCGCAGAGCCUGCUGUUCGCACGCUCCGCCGCCCCCGGCGGCCAGGCCUUCCCCGUGCACUGGGGCGGCGACUGCGAAAGCACCUACGAGGCGAUGGCGGAGUCGCUGCGCGGCGGGCUCUCGCUCAUGCUCUCGGGCUACGUCUUCUGGGCGUCCGACAUCGGCGGAUUCGAGGGCACGCCGCCGCCGGCGCUCUACAAGCGCUGGGUGCAGUUCGGCCUGCUGUCGUCGCACUCGCGCCUGCACGGCUCCUCGUCGUUCCGCGUCCCCUGGAUCUACGGCGAGGAUUGCUCCGCCGUGCUGCGCGACUGCGUGAAGCGCAAGAUCCUGCUGACCCCGUAUCUGCUGGCUGAGGCGCUGCUCGGCCACCGCGCCGGCGUGCCGCUCAUGCGGCCCAUGUUCCUCGAGUUCCCCGAUGACCUGAACACCUACCCGCUCGACACGCAGUAUAUGUUCGGCGGCAAUCUGCUGGUGGCGCCGGUGUUUGCCGAUGAUGGGAAGGUCACCUUCUACGUGCCCCGGACGCCCGAGGACGGCGCGGGCAAGUGGAUCUCGUGGUUCGACCACGGCAAGACGUAUGAGGCCGGCCAGUGGUAUACCGAGACCCAUGGGUUUGAUACCCUGCCGCUGCUGGUGCGCCCGGGCUCCGUCACCCCGAUCAAUCCGAAGCUCAAGGCGCCGCAGGACGAUGCUCUGGAUGGCCUGGAGCUGCUGGUCAACGGGUCUUUGGCUGCGGAGGUGGCGGUAGAGAUCGUGGAUCCGGCAAAGACCCAUGAGACUCUCAAGAUUGUGCGGGUUUCGCCCGAUGGCAAGGCCGACGAUGCCAGUGUGAAGGUUGUCUGUGUAGCAAAAUAG